This is a messenger RNA of Sphaeramia orbicularis (orbiculate cardinalfish), 1933 nucleotides long. Its product is annotated as tumor necrosis factor receptor superfamily member 5. Gene Ontology annotation, molecular function: transmembrane signaling receptor activity; protein binding. Gene Ontology annotation, biological process: immune response; immune response-regulating cell surface receptor signaling pathway; apoptotic process. Gene Ontology annotation, cellular component: external side of plasma membrane; CD40 receptor complex; membrane. The record is from RefSeq and is a predicted model, not a curated record. The transcript has 8 exons. Lineage: Eukaryota; Metazoa; Chordata; Actinopteri; Kurtiformes; Apogonidae. Bases 227 to 1189 code for a protein of 320 amino acids.
AAGAGAAACAGGCAGAGAGAAAGAGAGACUGAGGGGAAAACAGCAAAUGAGGGUCACUGGGGUUUUCCACUGUGUAGGAUUAGAAAAGGCAUGAGAAGUAGGUAUGGCUGAGUGAGGAGGGGAAACAGUCACAGCAGAUAUUACACAGACAGCACAGAGAGAGAGGCUGGAGACAGAAGAACACCAGCGUGAACAUCAGACGGGACAGGAGCUUUAAUGUUCAGGGAUGCCCAGCACGUCAAAGGACUGCAACGAUGGGGAUAGAUACCUCAGUGAAAAGGGGAUAUGCUGUGAUCGGUGUGAAGCAGGAACAUACAUGGAAGCAGAGUGUGAUGGCACCAAAAAGACACAGUGUGCUGAAUGCAGACGUGGGCUUUACAUGGACACAAAAAAUCACCUGAAAGUCUGUCACGUAUGCAAGGACUGCAAUUCCAGUAACAACCAGAUAAAGAUAAAGGAGUGUACGGCUCAGGAGGACACAGUAUGUGGGUGUGUGUCUGGUUUCUACUGCACUGAUGCUGACUGCAGUCACUGUCGGCCUGUGAGACGCUGUCCUCAAGGAGAAGGGGCCAAAGUUCAAGCCUCUCGUACAAGUGACACAAUCUGCGUUCCGUGUGAAGAUGGGACCUACAGCAACAUUUCAGAUUUCCACUCACCGUGUAAAGCACACACCAGAUGUGAGGACAUUGGGAGGAUUCUGGAAAUUCCAGGAACUGCAAAAACGGAUGCCAUCUGUGGCAACUUCAAAACUCAGUGUCACUGGAUGUUACCUGCAGGCCUAUGGGCAGGACUCGUACUGACCGCAGUCAUUCUCUUUGGCCUCAUCAUCUGCUGGAGGAUAAGGCGCAAAUCAUGCAGAUCAGUCAGUCCAAGACGUUCUGUGACUCUGGUAGAGAUGGUCCCAGUGAUGCCUGAAAGCCCCCUGAAGCUGCCUUUACCGUCCACGCAGGUCAACGGUCACUGUCCAGACAACUGUCCAGUGGAGACCUGCCAGUUACCGCUGUUCAAACCAGAUGAUGCUCUGAUCAGUUACUGCACACAGGACAGCGUGGAGAGCAGCCAACCCAUAACUCCAUUCAAGGCCUCCGUUUCUUUCACUGAAUCCAUCCAUAGGAAUGGAGACUCUGGACACUCCAACUUCCUCAGGACCUACUCUGAGCCACAAGAGGACGAGUGGUGUGGGACAUAACACCACACCAUCCUUUUUUUUUUUUUUGGUUCUACCGGUAAAAGGAUGGAGCUCAGUAGUGAUGUUUUUCAGCCUUUUCAACUUUUUUUUCAAGCCUCAGACUGGAUCUAUUCAUACUAAAAUGUGCUUUUCAGACGUAAGUGCAGGUGGCUGACUGUUUGCUGCCCCCUGCUGGACAUUAAGGAAAAACUUCAGCUUGGACAUUGUGAGAUUUCUCAUCACCAGCUACAAGUCACAUAUUUAUUGUUAGUCUUAAAACACUGGUGAAGCGCUUCUCUUCCCAAUGAUUUAAAUUAGACAAGAGCUUCACAAGUAACUGCAGCCUGUUUAUAGUGUUGGACUAUAGCUCAGUGUGUCUGUAACUGUAAAAUACAUAUUUACAUUUCCACUAACAGGAACUAUAACUAUUUUAAAUUAUAUCAUUCUAGCACCAGUCAAUAUUAGUGCUACUGACUUCCUAUGUUCAUGAUAUGAAACGUUUUCACUCAGUCUGCUGGAAGAGUAACUUGCACAUGGUGUGUUGUAUUAAAAAUGCAGCAGAGAAGCAUGACAGAGACAGAUGUCAGAUUUGUUUAUGACAUUGUGAGGACAGAUAGUGCAAUAUAAGGAAGCAUGUUGGGAAUGUUUACACAAGUCUGCUCUGCUGCUCACUUCUCACAGUUCAUCACUGUCAAUACCGCCACAAGAACAUGUACAUGAUAGAUAUUCGAUCUUACACUGUUUCAGGUUAUAGUUGAUUAAUAU